AUGGGCUUGUUAGCUGAAGGAACUCCCUUGAGUUGGGAAGAGACCAUUCAGUACAUUGACUACAUCAAGGUUAUCUUUCGAAAUUGUGGUUUUUCUUGAAGGAUUGUUUCAGAGGCACGGGAUCGCUCAAUUUGUCAAUUUAUAUCACAAGUUGAAGUUUCGAGAGCGUUCAGAAUUAAAAUGGGGCGAUGAGGUGGAGUACACCAUCGUCAAGUUUGAUGACGAAAAUAAAAAGGUUAGUUUUUAAAAAUUGGAAACACCUGAAACGAUAAUCUGAAGGUGCGAGUAUCCUGUCGUGCUUCACAACUUUUGAAAAAACUGAAAUCUGAGGAAGAAAGGAAUAAUUCGCUUGGGAGACCGAAUAAAUUCCUGUGGACUCCUGAAUUUGGCGCCUAUAUGAUUGAGGGCACUCCAGGCUCUCCUUAUGGGGGUUUUCUUUUCUGAAAAUUGGAAGUGUACUGAAAUUUGUUGUUUCAGGACUUUUGGAAUGUUUCAGCCAUGUUGAAGAGGAUAUGAAGUUGCGUAGGAAGGACAUUCAACGAUUAUUGAGAGAGGUUUGGGAAAAUUCGAGUUUUUUACUUGAAAUAAGUUUUUCUCAGUACAAUGUUCUUUAUCACACUAUUAAACUCAAUAAUUUAUUUUUAAAAGAUGUCGAAAUCGAAUUUUUAUUAAUAAUCCAUGUUCUAGAAUCUUUUGCGAUGAAGUGAAUCGUAGUAGAACUUUUUGAAACUUGAAGAAAAAAAUUUAUCCAAAAAGCCUUUUAUAUAAUAGUAUAGUUUAUUUGGGUGUAUUUGGCACAUAGAAUUACUUUUUGAUAAAAAAAUAUAGAAAAAAAGUGUAUUUUUUUGAGAAGAUAUCGCAUGAUGAUUGAAUUGAGCCGUUUUUUUACUGAAAUUCAAAUGAAAUUUUGUCACAAAAGCCUUUUUUUUCUGAUAUAUUUCAUUUUCAGCAAAAAAUUGAUUUUCAAGGUUUUUUUAGUCAAAAAAAUGCUUGGAGAAAAUUCUUGAAAAUGAUAUUUUCAGUGAAAAUCUUUUUAGUUUAACACUCGACUUUCAGUUUUAAUAUUCAUUUUUUUCAGGACGAGUCGAUUCUCUCAAUGUCCUUCCCAUCAUUUGGCGUCCGUGAUUUCACCUCACCACCUUCCAAAAUUACCCCAGAAAAUAGGUCUUUUGGGAGUAUUUUCUGGCCCGACGAAGCCAUUUGCUCAAGCCAUCUACGGUAAUGAAAAAAACUUUGUUCGCAUUUGGAAUGGCUCAAGUCAGAAAUUUUGAAAAAAGGGUUGAAAAUCACUGAAAAACAACGAUUUUUAAGCUUUUAUUGUUCUCAAAAAAGCAGUUUUUUGGGGUCUCAAGGCUUUUUUUGAACUCGAAAGACUUGAUAAGUGUUAUUUUAAUGUCUUAUUUGUUAUAAAUAAUCUUAGGUUGAUAGAAAAUAAUUAUUUUCGCUAAAAACGAUUUAAGCGGGAAGCCAUUCCAAAUGCGACCAAAUUUUGCAUAGAAUUGACUAAUUUUGGAAUUUUUAGGUUCAAAAACCUGCUCAAAAAUAGUGUGGACCGUCGCGGGAGCAAAAUUUUCAUGAAUGUUCCGAUUUUCAAGGAUUCCAAUACACCUGAUCCUUACGUUGUUAGUCGGUUUUUUUGGCUUCAAAUUGAAAAAAAAAGUUUUUUUCUUGUUUUUUAACGAAGAAAUUGACGAAAAAGACGCUUUUUUAUGAAAAAAUUAUUUUUGAAAGUUGAUUUUUCUUGUUAAAUUUGAGAAAAAAAUUGUUAAUUUGAGCCGUUUUACCGAUUAAAAAUUGAUUCAAAAAUAUCGUUUUUCUUUGUAAAAUCAAAAAAAAAUGCAAGUUCUUCUUCAGGAAGACUUUUCAAAGUUUGGCGAUUCACAGGAUUACCAGGAUGCCAAGCCGGAUCAUAUUUAUUUGGACCAUAUGGGCUUCGGAAUGGGAUGUUGUUGUUUGCAGGUACCUUUUUAAAAGGAGAAAUAGGAAUUUUAGGCUUAAAAAAUGAAUAAAUCCAUUCCAAAUGCGACCAAGUUGUUCAUAGGAUAUUGAUUUUUAAAUUUUCAGGCUCAAAAUUUUGAUAAAGGGGUCUUUCAAGUGCAACUAAGGUUCUUAGGAACUCCAGAGUGGUCCCUAGAGGGGCAGCCUUGAAAACCACUUUACCAACCCCUAUAGGGGACACUAAGGCUUGCAAAAGUGGCCCCUAUAGGGGACAUGUUAAUCGAUAAUUAAUAUGUACUCAUUGCGAAGAAACAUUUCUAUGCGAAAAAUGAAGUUGAAAAACCCCUAUAGGGACCACUUGAGCUUUAGGGGCUAUGGGGUCAGACCCUAAGCCCCUACAGGGACCACCUCAAUUCUAACUCUGAAGGGACCACUUUUUCGGCAUCUAUAUGGGAUUGUUUUUCACCCUAACCCCUAUAGGGACCACUCUGGAAUCCCUAAGUAAGUAAUCCUAAUUUUUCCUGGGAGGUUAGAAGUUGAGAGCCCCUAUAGGGACCACUUGAGCUUUAAGGGCUAAGGGGUCAGACUCUAAACCUCUACAGGGACCGUUGAAAGACACCUAUAGGAGUUGAAAGACCCCUAUAGGGUCCGCUUGAGCUUUAAGAGGUUAGGGGUCAGAUCCUAAACCCCUACAGGGACCACCUUAACCAUAUAGGAGCAUUUUUUUUCACCCUAACCUCUAUAAGGAUCACUCUGAAAUUCCUAAGCAAGUAACUCUAAUUUUUCCUGGGAGGAUCCUAAAACCCUAUAGGGGCCACCUCGAUUUUAACCCUAAAGCGAUUGCUUUUUCGGCUCCUAUAGGGGUUGUUUUCACUUUAAUCCUUAUAGAGACUGCUCUUUCCCCCUGAUCCCUAUAGGGACUACAGGUAUUCCUGAGUGGAAAAAGGUUUUAUGUAACUUAAAUCUGUCAGUUACACCUUUCAAUUUUACUAUUCCAAAAUUCAUAGGUAACUUUCCAAACGGUAAACGUUGGAGAAGCCCGUUGGCUCUACGACCAACUCACUCCGAUCACUCCGGUUCUGCUGGCCCUUUCCGCGGCGACCCCCAUUUUCCGCUCAAAAUUGUCCGAAGUCGACACUCGAUGGGGCAUUUCCAGUGCGGUGAUUUGGAACAAUCAGAAAAAUAUCCUAAACCAGGUUAUAUUUUCAGAGUUGCGACGAUCGAACCGAAGAGGAACGGGGCCUGAAACCGCUGGAAAACGAGGAUUUUGUCAUCGAGAAAAGUGUGAGGAUUUUUUUCCUUGUACGUUCCUGGCAGUGAUGGGUUUGUACAGAAAAAAAGGGGGAAAACAACGAUUUUUUUGAUCAAAAAAAUUAGAUAACUUUGGGAGAAAAAAAGUUUUGAAUUUUAAAAAAUGGCAAUUUAUUUCCGUUUUUCCGCGCUCAUUUUCUGAUUUUUUUCUGAUUUUUUUGUACCUUAAUUCAAAUAAAUUUAUAAUUUUUUUCAUCACCUAAUAGUCAAAGUUUCGCAGUCUUUUUCAAUGCCUUUUAGAAAAUUUCGCUUUUUUUCCGUCUAAAUCUGAAUCACGCGUAAGUCGGUUUUAGUCGGAUGCAGUUUGCACGGCAUUCCUAAUGAGGUGUGAGAAACGUCAAAGUUUCUGAAUUUACAAAAAAAAAGUGCGCGCUCCGGAUAAAAUUACGUCAUUCUACGUCACAAAUUAAACUGAGUAUCUAACGUUGAUAACUUGCUUGGCUGCGUACUUGAGAUUUAAAUUUUCGCGCCAAUUUUUUUUUUGACGUCUCCUCUCAUCGUUUGGGAACACGUUGGUUUGUCCACCUUCGUAAAUUCAAAAUCUGAAUUUUUCUCGAAAGUUAGAUUAUGGUUUGAUGAGUCAGUUAGAAAAAGUCGGCCGCUUUUUGAAGGCGAGAGAGCGUGAGAACGUGAAGAGACGCAGAGAAAUGCUCUAGCCGUUUUUCACGUUCCCAAGCGCAUCAAAUUUUGAGACGUAGCGAAUGGGUUUUUUGUGAAAUUUUUCCAAUUUCGGGAAGUUCUUCUUUCGAAUUUUAACAUUUUGAGGACCAAGGCUUAGUUCUUUUCUUAUUUUUUUUUCGGUCUUAAGACGAAAAAAGGAAACUAUUUAGACUUACAAAGUCUACUCGCCUUGAUUCGUAAAGCUGUUGCUUUUUCUAGGAAGAGGAAUUUUUUCACUGAAAAGGAAGGUGAUUUACGUUACACUUUAAAAUUUCCUGAAAAUUUUUCCAAACACUCAGUGGCUCUACAUAACUGCGUAAAUACCAGAUUUCCGGAAAAAAAAACGGAAAAUUAGAGAAAACUAAUUGUCAAAAGGGUGUUGAAUGAGUGUUUUUGAGAAUUUGAGCCUCAAUUUUGCUGGAAACUAGGAAAUCAGGCCGUUUCUAACAUUUUUGUCAUGCAAACUUACUGACCACUUUAGAGUUUAGUGGCCGCUUUAGAGUUUUGACGUUUUAGUAGCCACUUGAGGGCCUAAAGUUAGUGGCCUUUCUAGAAGUCGGAGUGGUACUACUGGGCCACUAGUGGCUUCCAUAGAGGUGGUUUUAGUGGCCACUAUAGUAGUCGAAUUAGUGGCCACUUGAGGGCCUAAAGUUCGUGGCCUGUCUAGAAGUUUGAUUGAUACUACUGGGCCACUGAAAGGUACUAUAAUGAUCACUGGCGGCUUCUAUAGAGGUGGUUUUAGUGGCCUCUAUAGUAGUCAAGUUAGGGACCACUAUAGUAGUCAAAUUAAUGGCCACUUGAGGGCCUAAAGUUAGUGGCCUUUCUAGAAGUCGGAGUGGUACUACUGGGCCACUAGUGGCUUCUAUAGAGGUGGUUUUAGUGGCCACUAUAGUAGUCCGGCUAGGGACCACUAUAGUAGUCAAAUUAGUGGACACUUGAGGGGCAAAAAAUUAGUGGCCUGUCUAGAAGUUUGAGUGGUACUACUGGCCAACAAGUGGCUUCUAUAGAGGUGGUUUCAGUGGCCACUAUAGUAGUCCAGUUAGGGACCACUUGAGGGGCUGAAAAUUAGUGGCCUGUCUAAAAGUCGGAGUGGUACUACUGGGGGACUAGUGGCUUCUAUAGAGUUGGUUUUAGUGGCCACUGUAGUUGUCAAAUGAGUUGCCACUUGAGGGGCUAAACAUUUGUGGCCUGUCUAGAAGUUCGUGUGGUACUACUGGGCCACUAGUGGCUUCUAUAGAGGUGGUUUUGGUGGCCACUAUAGUAGUACAGUUAGGGACCACUUGAGGGGCUGAAAAUUAGUGGCCUGUCUAGAAGUCGGAGUGGUAUGUAUGCAGAUAAAGUAAGAUGACUACUGAAAAAUCCGGGGUUUCCAGAGAUACGACAGCACGAAUUGCUACAUUGACCCAUCCUCCGUCGCUUACAACGAUAUCCCCCUUCAAUACGACGAAAAUCUCUACCAGACUCUAAUCAAGGGCGAUAUCGAUGAGCCGAUGGCCAAGCACAUUGCUCAUUUGUUCAUCCGGGACCCUCUUCAAGUUGGAUUAUUUUUAAGGGUUUGAAAAAUUCCCGGCUCAGGUCUACUUUGAACGGAUCGAGCAGGACGACGCGAUCGACACGGAACAUUUCGAGACGAUCCAAUCGAGUAAUUGGAUGAACAUGAGGUUCAAACCGCCGCCCGUUGAUGAUCCGAAAAUCGGCUGGAGAGUCGAAUUUAGACCCACUGAGGUGUAUUUUUGAGCUAGAUAUGGUAUAGCUGAUUUAUGGCUGGCUUGAGCCAAUUAAAAAAAAAGAUCCUGACAGAAAAGAGAUAGAGCCUGGUUUGGGGAGAGCGCAGACACGCCACGGCCAGUUAGCCAUGAAUCGGCUGAAAAUAUUCAAGGAAAAAAUAGCCGAGGUCGAAAAAGUUUGUCAUGCUGGGCUGGCGGGUGCACCCGUAUUAGACCCGUGUUUCUCGGCGGGCGCACCCGUAUUAGACCCGUGUUUCUCGGCGGGUGUACCCGUAUUAGACCCGUGUUUUCCAGCGGACGAACCCGUAUUAGACCCGUGUUUCUCGGCGGGUUUACCCGUCUUAAAUCCGUGAUUUUUGGUGCUCCUUUAGUAUAACUGGGGCUAAAACGGGCGGAAAACGGGUGCAAGACCCAGAUGUGCCCGUUUCGGGCUCGUGAUAAAUAUUCUUCAAGAAAUUUAUCUUUUCACCCAUUUUUCGGACUUCAGAGUACUCUUGAAACGAAAAAAAAAGAAGCUUUGAACUCGAAAAAAAAAAAAGUUUGCAUUCAAUAAUGUCAGUGGAGCGCACUUCAACCUAGUCGAGCGGCUAUUUUUUCCCAUCUUUUUUUUCUCCCUUUUAUAAACUGGAGUCUAGGAAAAAAGUCGAAUUUUUAGGUUCAAUUGACGGAUUUUGAAAACGCGGCCUACUGUUGCUUCAUCGUACUCUUGACCAGGUCGAGUAACCGAUUUUUCGAUUUUUAUGACUUGGCUCAAAGCGUUGCGGUUGAAGUUCAAAAUAGUUGCGCCCGACUUUAAGCGACUUUCUUAGCUGUAUGAUGAAGGAUGAGACCGCGCGCGAGUCCUUUUUUGUCGGGUGAGAUUCAAAAAAACCGCGACCGGGCCAUUCUAAAAAAAUGCGUUGUUAUUUUUGGUUUUUACAGAGUUCUCAUCGCUUUCCGGACGAAUUAUCUGAUCCCAAUCUCGCAAGUAACGGAAAAUAUGAAGCGGGCUCAGAUUAGAGACGCCGUCAGAUCACAGAAAUUCUUCUUUAGGUUGAAUAAAAUUAAAAUUUACAAAAAAAUAUCAAGGUUUUUUCUUUAGAAAGAAUGUGAUGGAGUCUGAAGAAACCAAUGGUAAAGCUGAAAGUGGCCCCUUAAAUGACGCGGAAAUAGAGGAGAUGACGGUGGAUGAGAUUGUCAAUGGUGAUUGGAUUUGUAUUCAGAAAAAAUAGUUGAUUUUAGGGGGGUAUGAAAACAAGAUUAGCGAAAUUUGCGUUGGCGAACUUAUCGAAGACCGCAAAAUUGCGGGCGGUGUAUGCCACCGUGUAUGCAUACUGUUUGCGCAAAAAUCAAUAAACACCUUUCCGACGGAACUUUUUCCGACUUUUUUUUUUGCCUUUUUUUCAAAUUUUUGGAUUUCGUCACUCAUUUUUUUGUUUUUCUGUUAUUUUAUCUUUUCCAUCGCAUUAUGAUCCUUGUAUCGGGAAAAAAACCUCAAUUUUUUUGUUUGAAGUAAAAAAAUUUUUUUUCGGAAUAAUUUUUCGUCGUGAUGGCUGUUGGAACAUUGUUUAUAACAGUUUUUUCUGCGUUUCAAUUACAGAAUGAGUGAAGAAGAAAGAGCUAUGAGAGAAACAUUGGAUGACAUGCUUGAUUACUUGAGUGACGCUGAUUCCUACAAAUCUGUAAGUUAUUGUUUUCGUUUCGGGCAACACCAAAAUUUCCUAUAUCUUUCACAUCCUUCUCGUGUCAUUUCUUAUUUUUCCAAUUUCUUGUUUUAUUUCAUUUUCUUUCACCAUAGUCCAUAAAUUUGUUGUUGCCAAAUCUUUUUUUUUCAUUGACAUCGUUUCCUAUCGGAUAAAUAUAUUGUUAUCGAGAAAAAUUAGGAACAAUGCGUACCAGAGGAUCAUAAUGCGAUGGAAAAGAUGAAAUAACAGAAAAAAACCAAAAAAAAUGAGUGACGAAAUCCAAAAAUUUGAAAAAAGAGGCAAAAAAAAAGUCGGAAAAGGUUCCGUCGGAAAGGUGUUUAUUGAUUUUUGCGCAAACAGUAUGCAUACACGGUGGCAUACACCGCCCGCGAUUUCGCGGUCUUCGAUAAGUUCGUCAACGCAAAUUUCGCUAAUCUUGUUUUCAUACCCCCGAUUUUUGUGGAUUUUUUAUGACCCUAUAGCUCUACAAACUUGAAAAAUAGGUUGAUGAGAUUGAAAUUCCAGGAAAGGAAGACGGUUUCCCGGGCUUGAUGAGCUUUAUUCGAAAAUAUCUCGAUUCGGCGGAUUUGGAAGUUGAGACGCUUUCCACCAUCAAUCAAUACUUGGAAUUGAUAUCGGUAAAAUAAUGAAUAAAUUGUUGCCAGCGUCAUAUGUUCUCACAGGAAUUUUUCCGGCUUUUCUAGUUUUUUUCAUUUUUUUUUGUGUUGCCAAUUUUUUAACUUCAAUGAACAGGCGAUACAAAAAGAAAAAAUUAUUGAACUUUGAUUUUUAACAUAUUUUUCAUCAUGGUCAUCAAAUGUUAGAUGUCCAACUUGAGGUGCUACGAAAAGAAAGAAUUUUUCAUUUUCGAUGGGUACUGUAGGUGAAAGUCCGCAAUCUGAGCUGUUCUCUUGGUGUGUAUACACUUUUGUUGCAUGACGUCUCGGGCGGAAAACAGCAGACCCUCAGAGAGUGUGUAGAUUGAGGAGAGUACGAGUCUGGUCUCUCCAAGUUUACCGUGCUCUCUAAACUGAUGCACGCGCUGUCUUAGGAAUUCCAGAGUGAUCCCUAUAGGGGCAUCCUUAGGGCCCAUGGGAAGGUUUCCUAUAGGGGCCACUAAAGCUUGCAAAAAUGGUCACUUUGGGGAUCACUUUUUCGGCCCUAAGAGGGGCUGUUUUUCUCCCUAACCCCUAUAGGGACCACUUGAAGAUUCCUAAGGCUGUUCAUUUUUUUUUCAUCCCGCAACAGUAGUGCAAACACGCCAAUUGAACAACUCGGAAUGCGGACUUUUACAUACAGUAGCCUUUGGAAAUAAAAAACCAAACCUGAAAAAUUCAUAUCGAUGUAAUUUAAAAGGUUAUGCAUUUGCACCAUUUUGAACAGAGAAUAUUCGAAUAAAUGAAUAUUUUAAGCUUUUUCCGUGAAUUUAGAAGCGAGCAAGCGGGGAAAUCCCAACGCUGGCUCAUUGGAUGCGGGAUUUUGUGAUGGACCACCCGAAUUAUAAGCACGACAGUGAAGUCAGCGACGAAAUCGUCUACGAUUUGUUGAAAAAGGUGGUUUAUUUCGAAUAACUGUAGCAAAAAAAUGUAUUUUUUGUGUUUCUUUGGGGUUUUGCUUUGAGGACUUACUUCACAAAAGUGAAAAAAGACCAUGAAAUUCCCGAAAAAGAGUGAUUAAAUGGGACGAAAACAGGUUCCCUUUCUGGAAAAAGGCUUCUUGCAUAGUAAUUUUCAAAGAAGUCCGUUUUUUUUCCUCAAAAAAACCUGGCCUUUGACUAGUUUUGGGUGAAGAUUGAAUUUUUGGCUUUCUAUCAUUUUUCAAUUAUUUUUUUUAGAUGGACUCAAUUUCCAAUGGUGAGGAACAUUGUGAGAAGCUUCUGGGUCCUUUCCACCCGAAAAGUCUUUCGGAUCUUUAA
Molecule: messenger RNA, 9215 nt
Organism: Caenorhabditis auriculariae
Lineage: Eukaryota; Metazoa; Nematoda; Chromadorea; Rhabditida; Rhabditidae
Source: the annotation of a GenBank genome assembly